UGUGUAGUCACAGUCGUGUAUUUUUAUCAAACGUUCUGUAGUCAUGAAACAAUGAAACAUAACCAGUAAUGCUCGACGACCGACACCAUUAUAACAUUUAAAAAAUGACACAAUAUUUAUUUGUGUUCACCAUUUUGGCGUUAACUUAUGUGUUUGGACAUUGUUCUCUGGGAGACAGCUUCCCAUCUUACAGAAAUUGUGUUGUAGAAUGUUCACAGAAACGAUGCGACAAGGAUGGAGUAAGAUACAAGAGAAGCUGUUGUCUUGUAGUUUUAGAAGUUUUUAAAUGGAAAUGUUCUGAAAACUGCAAAUAUGAUUGCAUGUGGCCAAUGGUUGAAGGUUUGGUGGAACGUGAUUGGCCAGUUCCACAGUUUCACGGAAAGUGGCCAUUUAAGAGACUACUUGGUCUACAAGAACCUGCAUCUGUAGCUUUUUCUUUAUUAAAUUUAUUAACAAAUUUGGUAAUGUUCAACCGUUUCAAAGAGCAAAUUCGUUUCACUUUACCAUCAUGUAAUAUAUGGUCUUUGUACACAUUGGUAUCAGCAAACUGUUGGUUUUGGUCAGCUGUAUUCCAUGGUCGAGACACUAUGUUUACAGAAUUAAUGGACUACAUUAGUGCUUAUGCUAUGGUUUUAUUUGCAUUUUAUACAAUUGGUCAUCGAAUCCUAUUGUACAGUAAUCAAAUUGUGAAGAAUACAUUUAUGGUUAUCUGUUCUCUUGCAUUUAUCUAUCAUUCGUUAUAUCUACUUACCACAGAAUAUGAUUACAAGUACAACAUGACAACUAAUCUUCUCGUUGGUGCUGUAACAGGCACAGCCAUGCUAAUAUGGGCAGUGUUGAAUCGUCGCAGAAUGGGCCAUGGUAAAUAUUUGAUAUUUUACGUACUUGGCAUGACAUUGGCUUCAUUACUAGAGCUAGCAGAUUUUCCACCACUUUUGUGGACAUUUGAUGCGCAUUCACUCUGGCAUUUAGCAACAGCCCCAAACGCGUAUUUCAUGUACAAGUUUGCCAUUGAAGACUGUAAACAUCAGCGUCGAAUGUUGCUGAAAUGACAGUUUCUUGCACUGGGGAUACCUCAGAUACAAGACGAAUAAGACUUGAAUAAUGAAUUUAGUUUUCCUGACCUACACUAAUCUUUACCUGAUUUAUUAGGUAUAAAUAAUUUAUUAUUACUUCCUGAAUAGAGCUCACCAUGAUAUUUUAAUGAGGUAUAGUAUGAUAAUUAUCAUAUUAUAAUUAUACGACUAUUUCCUCAUUUAAGUAAUUUGUUUUAUUUUUGUAUACAAAUUUUACCACGAUAUGUUAACCCCCAUCAAACUCGAUUUGUAGGUUUAAGUUAACCGUGACAUAUUAGAUGUUAUAUACAAAUAUGACAUAAAACUAUUUAACUAUCGAUCAAAUAUUUUACUCGUAUGUUUAUCGAGUCACCACAAUACAACUUACCAAAAAAUAACUACUACCCGUAUCCAUUACUACUUACUAGCUAUAUUAAUAUAUUUUUAUGAAUCUCACAAAAGUUACUCAGUUAUUGUGAUAAAAUGUUAACAAAUCUGUUAUAUAAUUACAUAUUUAAGUCUCCUUGUAUGUUUCAUUGCCAUGUGGUUUUCUUUUGCCUAUUUUUGUUGAUGAUUUUAUGCAUACUAUUUAGUUGUUGUUUUUAUUUUGAUAUUAAUUAUCUGUUACAUAUUUAUAUUAAAGAAUUAUUGGCUUCCAACCAAUUUAUUUAUAUUUUACCUAAGAUAUCUACUUUACUAGUCUAUUUAGAUUUUUAUUAUUACCUAAAUGUGAAAAUGUACUAUUUAUGAAGAUAUGAAAUAUUUUGUACUAUAGAAAAUUAUGUUUUAUUUUUAAUUUGGUUUUCAUAUUAAAAAAUCUGUUAUAUA
Acyrthosiphon pisum (pea aphid) is the source of this 1883-nucleotide messenger RNA. It is a transcript of the gene PGAP3, whose product is annotated as Per1-like protein PGAP3. Gene Ontology annotation, biological process: GPI anchor biosynthetic process. The record is from RefSeq and is a predicted model, not a curated record. Bases 105 to 1052 code for a protein of 315 amino acids. The transcript has 7 exons. Lineage: Eukaryota; Metazoa; Arthropoda; Insecta; Hemiptera; Aphididae. Gene Ontology annotation, cellular component: endoplasmic reticulum membrane. Gene Ontology annotation, molecular function: hydrolase activity, acting on ester bonds.